This is a messenger RNA of Colletotrichum phormii, 789 nucleotides long. RefSeq names its product CTD kinase subunit gamma. Gene Ontology annotation, cellular component: CTDK-1 complex. Bases 1 to 789 code for a protein of 262 amino acids. Gene Ontology annotation, biological process: positive regulation of DNA-templated transcription, elongation; positive regulation of transcription by RNA polymerase I. The record is from RefSeq and is a predicted model, not a curated record. The transcript is spliced from 3 exons. NCBI's taxonomy places the organism in Eukaryota, Fungi, Ascomycota, Sordariomycetes, Glomerellales, Glomerellaceae.
AUGGCGGACCCUUUCGAGGUUCGAAUGCGCUUCAGCAGCUCACUGCAGCACCUGAAUGCGUCCGUCACUUCUGCUCAGAAGGCGGCCCAGUAUGCCCUCAAGUACAAGGAUAUGGACGAGGAUCUACACUCUUGUAUUCUGGAGCAGUUGGAGCGGAACAAUAUGAAUACGCGCGCCAACAUCAUGUACUUCAUUGAGCAUUUCCUUGAGAUGGCCCAAAAGGACAAGCACAUGGACUACGUCCGCAUGAUGCAGCGCGACAUCAUUCGCAUCGUCGACGCCGUUGCUCCCGAUGACGGAUCCGGCGCUGCCAACGUCAAGGUCGUCCGAAGAGUCCUCCGAGGUCUCCAAGACAAGGACUUCCUCGAAGCUCGCACAGUCACAGAGAUUGAAGAAGUCCUCAAGGAGCGCGAGACGAGCGCCCACGACGCGGGCCUCUCGUCCCCCGUCAACGGCGACGUCGAGAUGGGCGACGCGCCUCCUAGCCACGCGAUACCGACUAAUGGUCGCGGGGGAGCCCCGCGCCUGGAGAAGCGCCAGAUUGAGCAGCGCAUCGAGGAGGACCGCGAGCGCCACAAGCGGCUGCGGGAGAGCAUAUGGGCUAUCCCGUCGCAAGGGAACGCCGAGGUUGACAAGAUUUGGGAUGAGACGAGCGAUUUUGGGGAUGACGACCAUAUCCUGGGCGAGGAGGAGUUCGCCGAGUGCUCUCAGGCUAUGAAGCACUCGUGUCCUCAUAAGCCGCCGGUCGGUCCUGCUAGUACGCGCAUUGCGAAUGGGAAGAAGAAUUGA